AUGAAGGAAAAAAAUAGUCUAACUUCCUUACCACUAACUCCUACAACUCGGUGAGCAAACCAAACCAUUGGAAAAUCUCUAAUUUUGGACAAAAGCCCACCCUACAUGAGUGAACAAAAAAUUUUUUAAUAUAAAAUUUUGAUACAUAAAUGAUAAUUUUUAUAAGGAAAUUUCUAGCUAAUUCUGUUUAAUUUUAAAAAGCUUGCAUUUUAGAAUCAUAAAUUUUAUAAAUUAAAUAAAUAUUUGCUUUUUCCAAUUGAGAUUUUUUAAAAUAAAGAAAAAAUUUUAAUAUAUAAUUUUUUUUAAAAAUAAAUUAACCCCCUCCAUAAGCGAACAAAAUGCUUUUAUUCAGCCAUGAAGGGGCAGUAAGUAUAAAUUAAGCUGCAAGGCUCUUUUAAUAAUAUAUAUUUUUUUUUAAAAAAAAAAUUAUUUUAUAUGUUCAGCAGAAGUAAAUAAGAAGUUUUUAAUAAUUGAGCAUAAUUUAAAUAUGCAAUUUGAUACAGAUAAACAACUUCGAGGCUAUCAAGACGACCCAUACCGCCAACGAAGUAUCUCAAGGCAAUCUCAAGAGCCCCAAAACCAAGAAGAUUUCUUCAAGCAAUUCGAAAAUUACAAAUCAAAUAUAGAAAAUCCCGGGAUCAAUCCCCAAAUGAACUUCCAAAAAGGCCCCACAAAUGACUUUAAUGCUUUUCCAUCAGGCAAAAAAGAGCAGCUCUUUGCGAAUCCUAAUAUAAAUGCAAAUAAUUUGGCAAACCCUACAACAGAAACAGAAAGAGAUAGAAGGCUUCGAUUAAGAUCUGAAGAGCGCAAGCGUAGAAAUACUGGCCAAGCUGCCAGUGUCUAUGAGCAGCCACAAAUCCAAGAAUCCCUUGAAAAGCCAGCUGAAAUGUGGGAUUUUCAGAACCGGCAAGCCGAUUUGAAAAUGCUUUAUGAGGUGCAAAAUACUGAAAAUCGAGGCUACCAAGAAGAAAAGCCCCAGAUUUAUAGCCAGCCUUCUCCUGAAAUAAAACCAAAGGCUGCGUCUGUCCCAAGCAAUACAAACUCUGACGAGUCUGCCUCACUAAAAUAUCAAAAACAGCAGCAAUAUAAGGCAUAUUUAGAUGAACAAGUCUCAAAUACCCAGAAUAAAGGAAGAGCUUUGUCUCAGCAAAGAGUUGAAACAGGCGCGACGGUAGAUAAUUAUAAUGACGCGAAAGAACAAGAAGCAAGGAAAAAGAGACAAUAUGCAUUAGAACUACAAGCACAAAUUGACCAAAAAAAUAAAGCUGUGGUGAGCCAAGAAAUAAGGGAAGAUGUGGGGCAGUUUCAAAACCCAGUGGAUGCAGAAAGGGAAAAAAAGAGAAAAUAUGCCCAGGAGCUGCAGGCCCAGAUACAGGCACAAGCACAAGCGAAAAAUAGCCAGAAAAGGAAUUUCUCAGAUGAAAAUAAUUAUGAUAUGAAUUUGCAAGGAAAUUCUCAACAGGAUGCAUCCUAAAUUUAAUAAUUAUUUUAUUAAUUCUCACAAUUAAAAGCUUUUUUCUAUUAAAUACACUAUUUUUCUAUAAAAAAUAAAAAAAUAUUAUUUAAAACAAUAUAGAGCGGGAACGAAAGAAAAGAUAUGCCCAAGAGCUCCAAGCCCAAAUCCAGGCCAAAGAAGCCCAAAAAGGUUAUCGACGAUCAACUACCCAGGACUCCUCUACUAGAAAUUCGCAAGAGCAAGAAUUUAUGCCUCAGCAAACCCCACAAGACAUAGAAAGAGAAAGGAAAAAACAAUACGCUCAAGAGCUCCAGGCACAAAUUCAAGCCAAACAGAAUAAAAACACUGAGAAAAAGUAUGAAAAUUACAGCCAUGACGCAUUGCCACCUAAAGGAAACGACGAAGCUGCAUUAAAGAAAAAACUAUAUGCACAGGAAUUGCAAGCACAAAUAAUGGCCAAACAAGCCUUACAAGGGGAUAGAAAUAAGCGCUCAGCAUCACUGGAAAGACCUAGCAGUGAGAUUUAUUAUCAGCAAAAACAAGACGUUUAUCAGCCUCGGCAAGAAAAUUUGUAUCAAGCUAGACAAGAAAGUCCAUAUCAGCCUAGACAAGAUAAUUUAUAUCAGCCAAGGCUGGUUAGACUUAAAAUCGAUCUCAUCCACCCCAUAAAUCUCACCUCAUAUAUUAAGAUAAGAGAUAAGAUAUCAGAUAUGUUGAUAAAAUAUCUGAAAAUCGUGUUUAAGUAGUAUUUUUACUUAUGAACUGCAAUAUUUUUAUUAUUUUUUGAUUUCAAGGAUAGGUGGGGUGUGUUUUACAUUAGCCCAUAAGGCAAGAAAAUAUGUAUCAGCAAAGAGAUGAACAAUUUUCUUCAUUUGACCAAAGGGCAUUUAACCCUGAGUAUGAAAAAAUGAUGAAUCCAGACCAAUUCCAGUCCUUCCAGCCUUCUUAUGACAAGCCGCCUGAAAGAUUUCAGUCCUUGCCAACCCAGCAGGACUAUCCUCCCUAUAAUCCUCCACAAAUAUGCCCUCCCCAAAAUUAUAACCCUCACUCCCCCUUCAUGAGUGAGCAAAAUCAUUGGAAGAAUCCCCUGCUUUUUGGGCAAAUACCACCCUCCAUAAGGGAACAGAAAUUUUUUUAUGGUAAUUUGUAUAAUAAAAUCUUUAGCUGAUUCUGUUUGAUUUUUAACAGCUUACAAUUUGAAACAAAUAAUUAAUACUUGCAUAAAAUUAUUUCGAAUUCGGAUUUUUUUCAAAUUUUGAAACAAAAAUUUACUAUAAAAUUUAAAUUAGCACCCUCUGUGAGACAAAAAACAAUUUGUGUUUGCUCGUGGAGUCAGCAAGAAAUUCCUCUCACUAGAGAAAAUUCUAUUACAAAACCAAAUGGCCCACCUCAAGAUCGAGAAAAAAUCAAUAGGUACCGCCAAGAGCUAGAAAUCCAAAUAGAAGAAGCGAAAAAGCGAAAAGAAGAAGAAAAAAGAAAGCAAAAAGAAGAUGACGAAAGACAUGAAAAAAAUUUUUUUAUGGAAGUCCCUAAUGAAAAUAAGCCAUUAAUUAUGAAAAAAAUCGACCCAAAUAGGCCAAGUGAAGACCAUCCGCAGGCUCAAAGAUAUCAAGAAUUGAUGGAAAAAGCGAAAGUCCAAAAGGAAAAUCCAGAAGAGUUUCCUGAGGUCAAGCAGAAUUAUAAAUUUCAGCAGGAAGAUUCUAACUCCCCCAAGUAAUCAGAAAUUUCUUGUGUAUUGGUGGAUUUGACACGAAAUUUUAAACAAAAUUGAAUUUGCUUAUUAUUACCCCGGAAUUUGGAUUUAUGGCAUUUUAGCUGAAAACUCCCAAUGAUAAGGAAAUUAAAUUUACAAUUAAAAAUUUUGUGUAAAAACCCCCCACAAAUAAGCAAGAAAUAGCUUAUUUCUGAGGAGAGUAAGGCUGAUUUUAAUCGACCUCAGAAGAUAGCAGAGCCGUCUGGGAUUGAUAGUUCUUUUCCGCCUACCAAGCCAAAUUAUAAAUUUCAGCAAAAGCAAGAAGAGUUCAGCACAGGAGCUGCAAAUUUCCCUCCCACAAAUCCACAGUUAAAUUUCCCUUCUGCCACAAAUUUCCCUCCUCCUCCUCCUCCUUUCCUUCCAAACCCACAAUUUAACUUCCCAGAUACCCAAUUACAAUCUCCUGGGAAUUUUCAAAAAAAUCCUGCAAAUGACCCUCGGAAUGCUUAUUUAAAAGAAAGGUUCCUUCACACGAGGUCUACUCCAUAAACCUAUUUUUUUUGGCCUAAUUUUUUUUGGCCUAUUUUUUUUUGGCCUAUUUUUUUUGGCCUAUUUUUUUUAGCCUAUUUUUUUGGCCUAUUUUUUCUUAGCCUAUUUUUUUUUUUCGCCUAAAUAUUUUGGACUUUUUUUGGCCAUUUUUUAGCUAUUUUUACUAAUAUUUAGGCCUAAUUCCAUACUAAUGAUUUUAAUAUAAUUUUUAAUGUAUUUAAAACGAUUUUAUCAACAUAAAAUACACCUUUAACAGAUCUCUUACUCCAUGAAUCCUAAUUCAUUGCUUUUUAAAUUUCGAGAAUUUUAAAUUUAAUUAGGAUUUUUCCACUUAAUUUACUCAAUAUUAAUCGUGUAAAGAAAUAUAUCCGUUACCCAAUAAUUAUUUAGUUCUCUCAGCAGCUUCAUGAAUUAUCCUCGACAGAAAAAAUAGGCAAAAAAAUUAGGCCAAAAAAAAAUAGGCCAAAAAAAAAUAGGCCAAAAAAAAUAGUCUUUAUGGAGUAGACCUCGUGUGAAGACACGUAAAAGAAAUGCAAGAAAUUCGUAUGGAAAGAGAAAAAGCGAGAGACCAAAUGUUAGAAAUGAGAGAAAUGAUGCUAAAAGAAAGAGAAAAGCAACUAGAAAGUAUGCUGCUUAUGCUGAAAAUCCAGCCUCCAAUGUAUGGAUUUCCACCACAGCAGACAAGACCAGUAAGUUAUGGGUCAAAUAUGCAGAUGGAGCCUAAUGAAUUUCCUCAGUAUAAUAUGCCGAAUCCUCAAUACCCUCCUGGCAAUAGGCAAUAUACUAAUCCAUUGAUGACAGAGACUUCUAAUCCUUAUGAAAUCCCUCAGCCAAAUGCAAAUUUUAACCAAAAACCUUAUGAUUUAGCUUCUCAACCCAACUAUCCUCAGUCAAAUACAAACUUUAACCAAAAACCUUAUGACUUAGGCUCCCCACCUGCAAAUUAUUCGCAGCCUUAUGACUUUUCUGCCCCAAAAAUAAAUAAAGAUGCAAAACAAAGCUUAUUUGGACAGCCUCAAAAUUCAAAUUUGGUGGAUUUGCAGAAUGAGCCAAGCUUUAAACAGCCUGGCUAUGCUGAUUUAUUACUCCCUAUAAUUAAUUAAUAAUUUUUAAAUAAACAAGCUUAUAAAUAUUAUUAUUAAUUAAAAUAUUAAUCAGAAGAUUUAUCGGCAAAUCCUCAAUCAGAAGAAUUAUUUGAAAAAUCUCUAAUGAGCUCCCAAAAAUGGGUAGAUCCUCAUUUAAUGAAAUGAGGUGACGUCAAAAUUGCAGACAGCACCCAAGUUCCUAUUGAAAACUCUUCCCCUGAGCGUAAAAAGUGGGGCUCUCCUAACUCCCGUACCUCCGUGAGUGAACAAAAAAUUUUGUUCACUCACGGAGGGGGGUUUAAUUUUUUUUGUAAACAAAUUUAUAUAUAAAAUUUUAUAAAAAAUAUUUUUUUCGAAGUUUGAUAAAUCCUAAUUCGCAAAAAUUGGAACGCAAAUAUUGAUUUAAUAUAUAAAAUUUAUGUUUUAAAAGCAAUUCGUUUAAAAUUAAACAGAAUUAGCUCUAAAUUUCUAUAUACUAAUUAUCAUUUAUAUAUCAAAAUUUUUUUUCCAUAAAACAUUUUUGUUCACUCAUGGAGGGUGGUUUUUGGGCAAAAACAAUCGAUUUUUCUAAUGGUUUUGUUCAUUCACGGAGUGGGGAGUAAGAAAAACCUUGAUGUCGAAGUAAAAAACUACGACACCCUCAAAACUGAUUCGCAAGAUACCCCAAAAUUCCAGCUGAAAACAAUUCCUGAAGAAAACCCAGCUCUAUUCCAAGCUAACGAGGUCGACGAGCACAUAGAAGAAGAAAUCAAUGAAAUUUACCCCACACAAGAAGAUGAAGAAAAAGAAAAUUUAAUUGAAAAUCCAUCAUCAGACAGCAAUAGAGAAAUCGUCCUGUCUCAGCCAAAAUAUGAAGAAAGCGCUGAAUUAAAGAUGGCUCCUGACAGUUUAAGAGGGUCUGAAGACUCUAUUAAUAUGCAAUCUGCCUCUAUUGGCAGCAAUUUCUCAGAAGCAAAAAUAACCCCAAAGGUAGAAAUUGCAUUUAAUUUUAAAGAGCCAGCAGAAGAGACGUCUACUGAUAUAAUUAAUAAUUUUUUACAGGACCAAAAGCAGAGGCAGGUUAUUGGAAAGCCUGAAGCCCCAAAGAGAAGCCUUGCAAUAAGCAGGCUAGAUGAAGCGAGGAUGUAUGCGAAACAGCAGAAGACAAAGGACGUUUUUGAAGAGCUUGAUACGAAGCUGAUGGAAGGGCUUUUUAAGCCGAAAUCUACCCCAAAAUAUGAAGAUUCGUUGGAAAAGCCUGCCAAAGAGGUAGCGUUUACAGGCAAAUUUACAAAAGUGGCACUAAAUGAGCUGAGGAAACAGAAAUACCAAAAUUCAAUUGAUAAUAUACUGCAGGAUUCGAGGCCAAGCUCAAAAAGUUCGACACGGCAAGCUGUUGAUGAGUUUUUAAGCAAGUUUGAAAAAGAAAGCUCGCCUCAUAAAAGUUCAAGCCGCCAGUCAAGAAGAUAUGAAAAUCAAGACCCAAUCAUUUAA
Molecule: messenger RNA, 6256 nt
Organism: Blepharisma stoltei
Lineage: Eukaryota; Ciliophora; Heterotrichea; Heterotrichida; Blepharismidae
Source: the annotation of a GenBank genome assembly